Endocarpon pusillum Z07020 is the source of this 2001-nucleotide messenger RNA. RefSeq lists its product as uncharacterized. Gene Ontology annotation, biological process: maturation of SSU-rRNA. NCBI's taxonomy places the organism in Eukaryota, Fungi, Ascomycota, Eurotiomycetes, Verrucariales, Verrucariaceae. Gene Ontology annotation, cellular component: cytoplasm. Gene Ontology annotation, molecular function: protein binding. The record is from RefSeq and is a predicted model, not a curated record. The transcript has 4 exons. Bases 1 to 2001 code for a protein of 666 amino acids.
AUGGAUAGCUACGACAGUGAUUCAUCGUUCGAGGCAGAAAAUGAAUACACAGAAACUAACGUCAACCUUGGGUACGCUUCGAGGGAGCCGACAGGAGACACCAUCAGCCAUUUGGGCGGCUUCUCCACAUGGUUCGAUCCCAACAGAACUCCACCAGCCUCAUUCGCGAGAUGUAAAGUCUGCAGCAGUCCUAUGUCACUCCUCCUGCAGCUCAAUGGCGAUCUUCCACAAUACUUUCCCAAUGAUGAGAGACGGCUGCAUAUAUAUACCUGCCGAAUGAAACCGUGCAGUCGAAAAGUGGGGAGUGUCCGGGCUAUAAGAGAGGUCAGGAAGCACAAGGCUGAAGGUGCUACUCGGUCAAAAGAGGAGAAAGCAAUAUUGAAUGCAGAACCACAAAAGCAGCCCGAGGAUCUGGGAACUAUGAUUUUUGGAGCGACAAGUUCGAAUUCCAUUCCGAGCAAUGAGAAUCCAUUCUCCAUCUCAAAACCAUUCUCGAUGUCAUCCAACCCUUAUGACUCCCUACCAUCCACACUAACCUUAGCUGCCAAACCCCCUCAACGAGCACAAGAACCACCAAUUGAAACCUUCGCGUCCAAACUCCGCAUCUCCUCUCCGUCUCCCCAAUCCAAAGCAGAUGUACCAGAAGAGUUAUGGCCACCGGAAUCAGCCUUCCCAAAACCAUACCCUUACUUUCACCUGGACGCCGAAUACGAAGCCCUCGUCCCAGAAAAGCCCCAGAUUCCCGAGGCCGGCUCCUCAAAAAUACAAGCACAGUACACUGAAGAAGAUAGUACCACCCCCAAUGGCCUAGACAAAGACUUAUUCGAAUCAAGUCUCGACAAGACCUUCCUCAACUUCUCUGAUCGACUGGCGCAGAAUCCGGAACAGGUGCUUCGCUAUGAAUGGAAAGGGAAUCCAUUAUUGUAUUCGAGUACUGACGCCGUGGGUAAACAACUUGUAUCUUCAAAUGGGAAGACAAAGACAAGUACUGGAAUGCCGAGAUGCGAGAGCUGUGGUGCGAAGAGGGUGUUCGAGAUGCAGUUGGUUCCUGGUGCAAUUGCUGCGGUGGAAGAGGAUGAUAUUAAUCUCGAGGAGGGAAUGGAAUGGGGCACUAUCCUUGUGGGAGUCUGCGAGAGUAAUUGUGGAGAGAUUGGGGAGGUAGUGUUCAAGGAGGAAUGGUGCGGAGUCCAAUGGGAGGAGAGGGGGUUAGGCCGACUGCUCUACUCCGGCAGAUUCGCUGAUGCCACGGUUAGAUGCAAGGGUGUAGAAUGGAGGGUUCAUCGCAGCAUUCUCUGUCCACGCAGUGCGUUCUUCGAAGCAUGUUUGAAUGGAAACUUCCGGGAGGCCUUUAGCAGUGUUGUCGACUUUCAGGAAGAUGAGCCGUACGCUGUUGAAGGCUUGCUCAUUUUUUUGUACACACUCGAGUACCCGAAUCGCAGCUCAUCGUUCUUCUCGCAAUCCAAGCCAGAACCGAAUCCCAACUUCAGAUUAGAAGCCACAAUGAACCGGAGCAAUCAAGCAACAAUAUCGAAUACAAGCACUGAUCCUUGCACCUGCCAAAUACAGCUGAGAAGUCAGCCUACCAAGCACGGUUGGCAGGAGAGCAUGGCAUUGUGCAGGAUUGGAGAUAAGUUUGGUGUGAACAGACUGAGGGACGAGGCAACCGCAGAGAUCCUGGUUACGGCAAAAACGGCGUUGAAGAGCAGCAGCGCGAUGCAGUUCUUUUGGGAAUUCUUUCAAAUGUCUCAGGAGGGGGUGCAAAGAAUGAGGCCGAGUAUUAUUGCACUGGCUGCGGAGGAUGUGAGCAAGUUGACAGUAUCCCCACAUUUCCAUGAAUUCGUGGCCAAUUACCCGGCAGCUACUUGCCUUCUGGUCGAAGCACUCGAGAAGAACAUUCCCAAAGGGAUGGAAAACGUCGAGGGUCAGAGUUCGCCUAGCCUAAGCGGACGAGGCGCAUUCCGAGGGAGAGGUAGAAGAGGACACUAUCGGAGCAAUUGCUAA